Mesocricetus auratus (golden hamster) is the source of this 3215-nucleotide messenger RNA. It is a transcript of the gene Myoz3, whose product is annotated as myozenin 3. Bases 222 to 962 code for a protein of 246 amino acids. Lineage: Eukaryota; Metazoa; Chordata; Mammalia; Rodentia; Cricetidae. Gene Ontology annotation, molecular function: telethonin binding; FATZ binding; actin binding. The transcript is spliced from 7 exons. Gene Ontology annotation, cellular component: actin cytoskeleton; Z disc. The record is from RefSeq and is a predicted model, not a curated record.
GCUCCUGUUGCAGCCCGAAAUAAGGCUGACCCACGGACGAGGCGAGAGUGAUUCUUGUCAGCUGAAGCCAGCACUGGCUGUAGGGCACACCCUGCUCGCUGACCGCAGACCGCUGACCAGGGAGACUGCAAUAGACACUCACCACACAACUCCAGCUCCCCGACUGAGGUGUUAAUCUUGAGGGUCUGACUUUCCUUCCCACCUACUGUGGCCCCUGCAGGAUGAUCCCCAAGGAGCACAAGGAGCCAGUGAUGGCUGUCACAGGAGAUCCUGCUGAACCAGUCCCUUCACUGGACCUGGGAAAAAAGUUGAGUGUGCCUCAGGACCUGAUGAUAGAGGAGCUGUCUCUCCGCAACAACCCGGGAUCCCUCCUCUUCCAGAAGAGGCAGCGCCGGGUGCAGAAGUUUACCUUUGAGCUUUCAGAAGGUUUGCAGGCUCUCCUGGCUGGAAGUGUCCGAGGGAAAGUGACUGGCAGAGCAGCACCAGAGACGGUUCCCAAUGGCCCGGAGGAACAACAGAACCAUCGCUCCGAGCUUCACGUGUUCCAGGGGUCGCCGGGGGAUCCCAGGAUUGCCCACCAGGAAGUGGUUGGGGCUGAGUCGCUCCGUAGUCCAAGCGCCCUGGCACCAGGCUAUGCAGAGCCAUUGAAGGGCAUCCCGCCAGAGAAGUUCAACCACACCGCCGUCCCCAAAGGCUACCGUUGCCCGUGGCAGGAGUUCAUCAGCUACCGAGACUUCCCGAGUAGCAGCGGAAGUCGCACCCCCAUUCUCCGCGACUAUCGCAACUUCAACAAGACCCCAGUGCCAUUUGGAGGACCCCAUGUCGGGGAGACCAUUUUCCAAGCAGGCACCCCUUUUGUCCCGGAGCCCUUCAGUGGCUUGGAACUUCUCCGUCUCAGACCCAGUUUCAACAGAGUUGCUCAGGGCUGGGUGCGGAAGCUCCCUGAGUCUGAGGAGCUGUAGGAGCUGUAGCCUCAACCUGAAGCUACAGUUCCUGGGCUUAGAGCUCAAGAAACACCAUGUUUGUCUCUACUCUGCUUAUUUGCUUUUUCUUUUUCUUAGUUUCCCCCCCCCCCUCCUCUCUCUGAGACAGGAUCUUGCCCUAUAGCCUGAUUGGCUUGGAACUUAAUAUGUAGCCCAGGCUGGUUACAAAGUGAGCUGGUUACAAGCACCAGGGUUACAAAGUGAGCAUGCCAGGCUGACUUCAUUACUGAACGUUACUAAAUAUAGCAGUUCAAAGAUCACUGGGUUGUUAGUCCUCAGAGCAGAUAUGCAUCAAACGUUGGCACUAAUGUGAAUUUGGAACUUGUUCUAGAACUCACAGCCUCAGAUCCACCUGUGAUAGGAGGUGUUAGUAUCAAGUACUCCAGGUGGCUUGUGUAAGUUGCCUAUGGUGUGUGCAUCUCUAGGAAGCUAUACCCAUGCUUGGUUCUGCCUGGCCCCAGCAGCUGUCACUCACUUGAUAGUAGUCCAUAUACGUGGAUUGUUCUGAUCAUUAGGGAAGGAGUAACUUGGGAAUGCAGCUGUUUGUAGAAUGUUUGUCUAAUGUGGCCUACAGGCACAAAGCCCUGGGUUUGAUUCCUAGCACCAUGUAAACCAGUAAUAGUGGAUAUGCCUAAAAUCCAGCACUUGGGAGACAGGGGCAGAAGGACUGAAAAUCUGAAGUCAUCCUUGACUAACAAUGAACUUAAGGCCAGCCUGGGGUACAUAAGACUCUAUAAGAAAAAAGGUUGUAACUCAGGCGAUGAACUGUAGCUGAGGACAACCUUGAACUCCUGAUACUUCUGCCUCCCUCUCCCAAGUGCUGAUUAACAGAUGUGCACCCCAUGACUUCUCACUUGCUGAGACACAGCUGGCUCUCCUCUGCACAUGUUCUCAGUAUUUCUGAAACAUCUGCUCCAUGCUAGAUAGUGCCAGCCAAGGUCUCAGGGGAAAUGGUAGGGAGGAGAUUUGUAAGGCAGUUGAAUUCUGACAGCCAGGAGAGCAAAGUAACACGAACAGGAGAACCCUGGAUGGGUGGGUGGCACUUCAGGAUCCUGUGUGGGUGAGUGGGAUUUCAGAAACUUUCCAGAAGAUUUGAAUCAGACCUUAGAGAAGGAAUGGGAGCCCAUCAAGGAAAGGAGUGAGGAGGGCGUUUCUGGCACGUGUUGAGGUGGGAACUGCAGAGUACGGUGUUUUGGAGAGGGGAGAGGCUGUGGAGUGAGACAGUGGCUCUACUGGGUAGAGCAGGAAGAGGUUAACACUGGCCUCACUGGUUUCUAUGUGGGGCUCAGGAGAAUAGCUGGAGAGCAGGAAAGGCCUGGAACAGGAAGGGAGAAAAAAAGGGGGCCAGCUUGUGACACCCUUUACAGAUCAGGUACAAACUACAACACUCACACCUUCCCAUGCUCCAUUCUGACAAGAUUCUAGUCCAAGUGAUGAGGAUGACACUGCUGACAGUGAUGUGUGAGUCUUAAGUCUCUUCUGUAGAUGUGGCUAUCCAUCUCUAAAAGCAAACGAGCUGUCUGGACUGGAGUCAGGGUGGAAGAACCAGAGUCUAUUAAGGACUUCUGCCCGAGAACCAUUUCACUGGCUGAGCCGAUGCCUACUCAUUCUGGAAUUGUGGAGCAGUGUUACCUGUAUCUUGUGGGGACCAGAGGCACCCCACUAGAUAGGACUUGGACCCUGAGUGGUAUGAACUUGGGGAAGCCAUUUUCCACUGAGCCUCUGCUUCUCUAUUUGUAAGGUAAAGACAAGCAUAGGUCUUCUGCAGGGCUUGGGAGCAUAGUACAGGACAGUCCCAGAUACUCCACCGCUCCUGUUAGAUAUGCAGUUGAUGCCGUUUACAAAGCAGGCUGUGAGGAUGCAGGAUUCCAGGUCAGUGAUGAGGAAUGCUAGCCAGGCUGGAUGACCCAAUGGCUGUAUUUUUCUUUUGCUCUGUGGAGUUUUGCUUCCCUUCCUGGUUCCAGGGAACCAGUAGCCUGAAUCUUGGGAUUCCUUGCAGUUGAUGUUUCCCUUGGGUUUGGGACUGUCAUUGAAAGCCAAGUUUCCAUAAUCUAUAGACCAACACCAUCAGAAAAGUGGGAUUUUGCUUGUUUGUGAAGCUUGCAGGAAGGAAAUGUACUCAGUGCAGAAGAGACCCUGGGAGGGUGGGGUUCUGUACCCUAAAGUAGGUCCUCAUUCCUUCUUCUCAUGUGACUUUUGCUACUUAAUAAAAAACACUGGUCUUUAAUGGAA